GCGAAUAUAACUAUAAGCAAACAGGAGAAUAUGAUGGAGAACCUUCAGGAUAGAUUAACAACAAUGCGGGACGGUUUCCUCGAACGGCAUGGCAGUGAACCUGCUGUGAGUUUAACGUAUUCUGACAAAAGCUCAACUAGUGCCACAAUAUCACUUGGUGUUGGCGACGAAAUGACUCGCGACAGUUACCACCCAGGACCAUCUGGAAGUAGUGAUGGGACUUUCGACGCAGGUCCGAGCAAUAAUCGCAACCAUCAUCGUUACAAUGAAAAAGCUAAAGAAGCUGUCUACGUCGAUAGCGAUGAUGAAGAUAUACAAUCAGGUGAAAGGUUACUAAACCCAGUCGAGGAAAUGGACGAAGCAAUUGUUAAUGCUCGUUCGUCACAAGGACACGAGACGUUCGAUGAUACCUAUCUGACGGAACUCUGCGUGAAACGAAAAUAUAUGGGACAUAGGAAUGCCAGUUUCUUUAGGACUAUGAUCAAGGAAGCGAAUUUCUGGGGCAACAAUUUCGUCAUGUCGGGUAGCGAUUGCGGCCACGUGUUCGUAUGGGAAAGAGACACUGCAAGAUUGUGUAUGCUAUUAGAAGCGGAUCAGCAUGUGGUCAACUGUUUGCAACCGCAUCCAUAUCUUCCAAUGCUGGCCACUUCUGGCAUUGACUACGACGUGAAACUAUGGGCGCCAAUCAACGAUGAACCAAACUUUGACGAAAAGUUUGCGGAAGAUCUGAAAAAGAGAAAUGCAGUUAUGUUGGAAGAGACCAAAGACACAAUUACUGUACCUGCGGUUUUUAUGAUCAGAAUGCUGGCAUGUCUCAAUCAGAUACGCAGAGGUCGAGGUCGCAACAGGAGACGGAGCAGCGACGAGGGCGGCGAAUUACGAGGUGGCUGAGUCAUUUUCGACGAUAUUGCAAGUAGUAACGAUAAUAAAAGCGAAACUCGCGUAUUGAUUGCAAAAAUGCGAUUAUGAUAAUCCUUUAUUUACCGAUCGAAUCAAUAAACAUGGUAGGUUCUGAUCGACAUGAACAAAUCUCGUGAUAUAUACGUAAAGUUCAAUUCAAAUUUUUUCGGUGUAUUUAUAGACACACACAUCUAUAAAAUAUCUAAUGACAUUGCGAACGUCAUUACGCGUAUCCGUACAUACCUUACGUUUAUAAUAAUAUACUAAAACUGGAAAGGACUUAAUUGGUAUUCGAUUCCGUGAAUACCGAAAUUUAUAUUUUACAUAUAUCUUUUUCUUUGCCAUCUUGUAUACAAUCAAUAUUUAUAGUGGAUUUGUAUUCUUUAAUGUAUUGAAAAAAAUAAUAAUUUCGAUCUCUGUAUAUACUUUAAUGUUAUGAUAUACAUUUGUAUAUACAUCUGUACAACAUUUAAUAUCAUCUAUAUGAUUAUUAUGAAGUGCAUGUUAGUAUCUAUCUGAAUAUUUAUCCAAGUAAUAUAUCAUUAUCGUUACGGCUUUGUAUAUUUUGCAAAGAGAUUGUCGAUGAAAUAAGCAAUGCAAAAAUUAGCAUAUUGGUCAAAGGCUUGUAAUAAAAGCGAUAUUUCAUCUUUGUUUAUUUCAUCAUGUUAUUGGGAUCCGAAAAUUGGUGAACAUUACCUGUUAUUAAUAAUGUCAAAUAUUUUUAUUUAUUUAUUUCUACAAACAAAAAUAUUGACUUCUGCAAUCGGAGACUGUUGAAAUUUUAAGCUUUUUCGUUUUUGCAUGCAUAAAAUCUUUAAUUAUCUUUAUUUUAAUUAUUAAAAUCUUACCAAUGUUUCCUCUAUGUCAAGAUUAAAAUGGUAUAAAUAAAAUCGUAAAGUUUUGUAAAGUUACAUUUCAUGCUCGAGAGAACGAGUGCAUAAUAUUGGGUUAUUUAAUAAUCAAGAGAGACGUUUUUUAUUUUCUUCUAUUAUUGCACGGCAGGCACAAAUAUCUUGUAAAUUGCACGGUCAGUUUUUUACAUCCAUUCUGUUAUUGUGCGUUAUUAUUUAUGAUUUACAUUUAUCAUUGAGAUUCGAGAAAUAAUAAUAAUGACAAAUGUGAAGCGUUAGUAAUACAGUUUGAUCCCGUAGAAAAGAAUAAUGCGAUUCUAAUGUUAUUAGGAAAAUUUUUAUCGUAAGGCGAAUUGUAACACGUGCCUUACAGGUUUUUGAGUUAAAGCAAUAAAGUAAGUCGAUAAUUGUAGUAAUCGUGUCUAUUUGAGGUAUAGAUUUAUGAAAAACGAGGGUUUAGAAAUCAACUUUAGAAAUCGGAGUCGAUAAUCGUGUUGCGGCCUUGCCGCUUGUGCAAUUUUAGUCAUUAGACGGUAGUCAUAUCGAUAGAAUGUGACUGACGAUCGUUGAGAUGAUCAAUAUACAUAUAAGAAUGAACGACAAUUAUGUAUUGAUAAGAGCUUGUUUAUAAUAAAAGUGUGAACGAAUGCGCAAUAUAAUAACAAA
This is a messenger RNA of Wasmannia auropunctata (little fire ant), 2417 nucleotides long. Its product is annotated as DDB1- and CUL4-associated factor 6-like. The transcript has 8 exons. Gene Ontology annotation, molecular function: protein binding. Gene Ontology annotation, cellular component: cytoplasm; Cul4-RING E3 ubiquitin ligase complex. The record is from RefSeq and is a predicted model, not a curated record. Gene Ontology annotation, biological process: positive regulation of transcription by RNA polymerase II. Bases 31 to 891 code for a protein of 286 amino acids. Lineage: Eukaryota; Metazoa; Arthropoda; Insecta; Hymenoptera; Formicidae.